GGCAGGGGGCGCGGGCGCGGCCGUUCCGCCAUGGCGGACUACGAGGCGGUGCAGCGCGGCCCGCUGCGGCUGAAGGGCAGCGGCGGGGCUCUGGGGGCCGGCAAACGGAAGAAGAAGAAGGCGAAAGACAAGGCCCAGAUCCUGGAGCAGAUCGUGAGCAGCAAGAAGCAGGAGGAGGAGAAGAAGCGCGGGCUGGACAAGCGGACCCCGGCGCAGGUGGCCUACGAGAAGAUGCAGGAGAAGCGGCAAAUGGAGCGGAUCCUGAAGAAAGCAUCGAAAACCCACAAGCAGCGAGUGGAGGACUUCAACAGGCACUUGGAUACUCUGACUGAGCAUUACGACAUUCCCAAAGUCAGCUGGACUAAAUGACCGGGCUGCUUUUCACGGCUCUGGAGCUGGAGUUGUGUUUUGUUUGUAUCAAGCAGGGUUGCCAUGUAAACCUGUCUUUUCUCCAUAUUGUCUAAUACAUCUUCUGAGCUUUUAUGACUUUAUACUGUCUUAUUUUAUAGACUUGUUUUUUAAAACCAAACAUGCAGCAGUGUCUCCUCUGAGCUGAGGAUCUCUGGUUUAUGUUGAUGCAGAGGGCUGGUUUUUCUUAGUAUUUAUAGUGAGAUUAGGGCAAAACUAAUUGCUGUGAGCCAGAUGGAAAACAUUUCUUUAUUUCUUUGGUUCUAACAGUUCUCCCUCUUUGAGGUGAAGAGUCUGACAGGCUCACAUUAUUUAAGUUUCUCUAUUAAGUUAUGUGAAUUGUGUAAUUACUAUCUACCAAGUUCUGUCAGAGGCCACGUUGCAAAAUGUGAACUAUGUAAAAUUGUUUUACGAAAGCAUAUUCCUUGUUAUUUGAUCUUUGUAUACUUUCAAGCCUAACCAGCAAGAAGGGAGGUUUAAUCCAUGGAAUAGAGAGCAGCCAACAAGUUCUGAGUGAUAUCCAAGUUUUCAUAGCUGAUGUGCUGGAUUUCUGGGAUCCCACUGAGCAUCCAGGCUUGUGCAACUCUGAAAUAAAUAAUCAGUGUGUCUCUCGAGUGUGUAA
This is a messenger RNA of Melospiza melodia melodia, 1030 nucleotides long. RefSeq names its product family with sequence similarity 32 member A (gene FAM32A). Gene Ontology annotation, cellular component: nucleolus. The record is from RefSeq and is a predicted model, not a curated record. The coding region runs from base 31 to 369 and encodes 112 amino acids. The transcript has 4 exons. NCBI's taxonomy places the organism in Eukaryota, Metazoa, Chordata, Aves, Passeriformes, Passerellidae.